AUGGCAUAUCCUAUGGAACUCCAAUCUUUGCACAUGAGAAACAAUAGCUUAUCUGGUGAAUUUCCUUCCAUCUUGAGACUUUGUAAACAUUUAGUUGUUCUUGAUCUUGGUGAAAACAGAUUAUCAGGCAGCAUACCAACAUGGAUUGGAGAAAGCCUUUCAUCUCUAAGAGUUCUUCGACUAAGAUCAAAUUCCUUUGAUGGUAAUAUCCCGAUGCAAAUAUUUAGUCUGUCUUAUCUUCAGGUUUUGGACCUGGCAUGCAACAAUUUUUCAGAAAAUUUGCCAUCAUCUUUUGGAAAUUUUACUGCCAUGGUUGAGAUACCGGAAGGAAGCAAACCAAUGCUUUCAAAUAUUAGCAUAGUGCCAUAUUACGAAGAGAGUCUCUUGAUAGUUGCAAAAGGAUUAGAAUUUGAGUACACUAGCGUGCUUUCACUGGUUACAAGUAUUGACCUAUCACAAAAUAAUAUUUCUGAAGAGAUACCUAUUGAAGUGACAAAUCUCCAUGGACUGCAUUUCUUGAACUUGUCUAGGAAUCAUUUUAUUGGAAAAAUCCCACAAAAUAUUGGUGACAUGAGGCAGUUGGAAUCACUUGAUUUAUCAAUAAACAAUCUCUAUGGCCAAAUUCCACAAACCAUGCUUGCUUUGAAUUACUUAAGCCAGUUGAACUUGUCAUAUAAUAACUUGUCAGGAAGAAUUCCAUCAGAAAACCAAUUUUGGUCCUUCAACGACCCCUCCAUUUAUAUUGGUAAUCAUAAUCUUUGUGGACAACCAAUGCCAGAUUGCCCUACUAAGGCACCUCCACAUCAAGAAGAGGAAGAAGUAGAUGAAGAUAACUCUGAUAUGAUAUGGAUUUAUGCCGGUGCAGCAUUGGGAUUUAUCAUCGUAUUUUGGGGUUUCAUUGGUGCAGUGAUGAUCAAAAAGGAUAUCAGAAUUUCUUAUCUUCAAUUCAUUGACAAAAUAUGUGACUGGAUUUAUGUAGAAUUAGCAAUAGCAUUUGCCAAGCUGAAGUUUGUUAUGGGGAAGAGCAACUGCAAGCAUAGCUAA
Phoenix dactylifera (date palm) is the source of this 1044-nucleotide messenger RNA. Lineage: Eukaryota; Viridiplantae; Streptophyta; Magnoliopsida; Arecales; Arecaceae. The record is from RefSeq and is a predicted model, not a curated record.